This is a messenger RNA of Didymodactylos carnosus, 1614 nucleotides long. Lineage: Eukaryota; Metazoa; Rotifera; Eurotatoria; Philodinida; Philodinidae. The record is from the annotation of a GenBank genome assembly.
AUGAUGUCGCUAUUUCUAAGGCCGUUAGCUAUGUGUCAAACAUAUUCACCGUUUAAUUAUCCAAACUUUGGCACAUCUUCGCCACUUGUACAAUCAGUACUUGAAGAUAUUUUCAAAAGUAUUCUCACGCCAAAUUCAAUGAUUCAUGCUGCUCAGUUACCCAUUCAUUUAAAUUCGCAACAAAAUACAAUGGAUUUACUUAAUGAACAGUCAUCACCAUCUGCGACACAAACAGUUAAAACGGCAAACAGAACUGAAUCAUCAUCGGAGGAUGAUAAAGUGUUACAAAAUGAACUUCAUCAGGAUCAAAGAAAUGCACUACACACUGUUCCUGUAACUCCAGUACCAUUUCCUGUUGCACCAUUUGUUACACAUGGACAGCAUUUAUUACGUCACCCAGGAAAUGCUGUUAGUCUUCCGCCGAAUGGUUAUCAGUCAGAACCACAGUUUCAUCAGCAUCAUCGAUAUGGACCACACGAGCAGCAUCACAAUCAUUAUAACGAUAAAAAUCAGCCAUUACAAAGAAAAAACUUCCGCCACUUCAAAGAGCAACGACAUGUUUAUUGUCCUGUGCCUGUUCUACCAUCGAUGACUAUGCAACCACCACCAAGUGGCAAUUUUUAUUCAGUGGCUCCAGUUGCUUCGCAGUUUGUCUCAAACAAUCGUCUAUCGCUAAGUGAUUCAAAGUCAACAACACCAAAUGGCGAUCGCUAUUUGUCUCCCGCACCAUCACCAGCCCCAGUACCGAUUCCAAACGCCGCUCAAUCAAUUCAUAUUCGUAAGAAUAAUACGGAACUUUCAUUAGCAACGACGACAGUAUCGCCAUUAUCCACUACAAAAGUGAAAUCUCGUCUAAAUUCGUCUUCAUCAACUAAUAGUGCAAUAACACAUACAAAUCAGAUGCAAGCAUUAUCCUCACCGCAAUCUUCAAGUGGAAUUUCAACAACAACAAAUGAAUCUCAACCACAAACACCAAAUCCUGUCAUGAACAGUGCAUCAUCAUCAUCAUCAACAACACUCACGAAUAACAGUCAACAGCAACAACAACAACAACAACAGCAACAACAACAGUUCUCUCAACAGAUGUUACAAGCAUUUUUUCAUGUUCCAAAUACACAACAAGGAGCAGCGUUUUUACUCAAUACUGAAAAUGGUCUUGUUCCAGCAUUUCCGAUACCGCCAGGAAUGUAUCAGAAUCCAAAAUUUCUUGAAAUGUUAGUACAAACUCAACAAAUGCAAUUUUCAAUGGGAUCUGCGUCGAUGCCACACCCAUCAGCAGUAUCGUCACAUGCGGUUUUCUCUCAAUCGAAAAAUAUGAACAAUUUCUCAUCAGAACAUAACCAUUAUCGUUCAUAUAAUAAUUAUCAACAUAAUCAUUCAUUAUCACAGAAUUAUUAUGAUAGACCGCAUGGUUACAGUAGAGGAAAGCAUUGCUAUGCUUGUGGUAAAUUGGGUCACAUUAUGUACAAUUGUCCGGAUUGCUCGGACACUUAUUCAUCGGAUUUAAAUCAUUAUGGUCCAAAGCUGAACUACCGCCCAGAGCAGACAAAUUCACCGAACAAUAGAGAUCUUCGUACACAACGAUUAAAUUUAAAUGUGAAACAUCGGGAUUAA